Molecule: messenger RNA, 1626 nt
Organism: Pieris macdunnoughi
Lineage: Eukaryota; Metazoa; Arthropoda; Insecta; Lepidoptera; Pieridae
Source: the annotation of a GenBank genome assembly
AUGGGCUGCUGGGCUGUGCUGUUUUUAGUGGUAGUACCAGUCUUUGGACAAAAUGAGUUGUUUAAACUAAAUAUCAUUCAUUACAAUGAUUUUCACGCUCACUUUGAUGAAAUAUCCCAAUCAGGUGGAACUUGCGAUGCCGCAGCACCAUGCUUGGGCGGGAUUUCUCGACUUGCCACAGCUAUAAAGCAAGCUCUGGAAGAUGAACCUGACUCUCUGGUUCUUAAUGGAGGAGACACCUUCCAAGGGACCGUAUGGUACAAUAUUAUGAGAUGGAACGCUUCUCAACACUUCAUGAAUUUACUACCUAAACAUGAUGCACAUGUUCUAGGUAAUCACGAAUUCGACCACGGCAUAGAAGGAUUGCUGCCAUAUUUGGAGCGUUUAGAAUCAGAUAUGUUGGGCGCCAACGUUAACACAACGCUGGAGCCAGAGUUGGGGCAAUAUGUGAAGAACUAUGUCAUCGUAGAAAGAAAUAAUCGCAAAAUUGGUAUCAUCGGUGUUUUAUUGACUGCUUUUACAGCUGAUACUGGUAGGGUGGUAGUAGAAGAUGAACUAGAAGCGAUAAACCGAGAAGCGGCGAUUCUGGCGGAGCAAAAUGUUGAUAUUAUUAUUGUUCUUUCUCAUAUGGGAUAUUCCAUGGAUCAGGAACUAGCGGCUAAGAUGUCACCAGAAGUGGAUAUAAUAGUGGGAGCUCAUAGUCACACACUUUUAUUUACCGGUGACGCUCCCUUUGGUACACCUGGCGGAGAUUAUCCUACUGUCGUCACGCAGGAUGCCGGACAUCAGAUACUAAUAGUGCAAGCGUCUGCCUAUACGCGCUACUUGGGUGACAUAACGCUUUUCUUCAAUGAUGAAGGAAAAAUUGUCUCUUGGAAAGGUCAACCUAUAUACUUGGGGACUUCCAUUAUUAAGGAUGCCCGCAUGGAAGCAGAAUUAGACAAGUGGCGAUCUGAGUUGUAUCCGAUCAGUAGGGAAGUCUUGGGGCGAUCUCUGGUGGCUCUUCGACGCAACUCGUGCUACGGGGGAGAGUGCAACCUCGGCAGUUGGGUCUGCGAUGCCUUUUUAGACCAGAUGUUGCCGCUUGCGCAGGGUUCAUAUUGGAACUUCGCGCAUCUCUGCUUGCUAUCUUCCGGAGGUCUUAGAGCGAACAUAAACUCUGGAGAUGUCACAACUGAGGGACUCCUCAUGGCGUUGCCUUUUGAAAACAAAUUACAAUCGUUUGAGCUGAAAGGGAAAUACUUGUUAGAAGCCUUGGAAUACUCUGUAUCCGCUGUACAAACGAACCCUAAUAGUUUUUACAGCUAUAGAAUGCUACAGAUUGGUGGUUUGCGAAAUACAUUCAACGCAUCAGCACCAAGUGGUUCUCGUCUGAUAUCCUCAAGAGUUCGUUGUAUAAACUGUGAGGUUCCGAAAUAUAGUCCAGUCGACCCUGAAGCCACUUACCGAGUGAUAACUCAAGACUACCUUGGUAACGGUGGCGGUGGAUAUUCAGCAAUAACCAACAACAGAGAAAAUAUAGAGGAUUAUGGUUACGACUAUGUCGCUCUACAGGAUUUCAUGCGAAAAACGAAAAUUUUCUUCCAAGGUAACGACGAGCGAAUAAAAAUGAUUUAUAAUAAUUAA